Molecule: messenger RNA, 1035 nt
Organism: Tremella mesenterica DSM 1558
Lineage: Eukaryota; Fungi; Basidiomycota; Tremellomycetes; Tremellales; Tremellaceae
Exons: 6
Coding region: 1-1035 (344 amino acids)
Biological process (GO): L-ascorbic acid biosynthetic process
Molecular function (GO): gluconolactonase activity; calcium ion binding
Source: RefSeq, a predicted model, not a curated record
AUGUCUCACCCAAUAUUCAAAGCUGAACCUUUCUUUCAUUCUGAGAAUGUCCUUGCUGAAGGUAUUCUGUGGGAUUCGAAAACACAAUUAUUACAUUGGGUCGAUAUUGAAACCGCGAGUUUAUACACUCUAGAUAUCGAAACGAAACAAUGGUCAAUUGACAAAUAUCCAGAAAGUCAAUUUCUCACUUCUAUCGCGUUGAGAAAAGAUGAACCAGGAUUAGUAGCGACCAACCGACAUUCCAUGGUCAUCCUUCCUACACCUACACCAGUCUCCUCUUCUCCAUCAGUAAUAGAGAGAAAAUCACUUCGAACACUAUGUACUCCUCUUCGGAAAGAUGUACAUGAUUUGGUCGGAUUUAACGAUGGGGCUUGUGAUCCUCAAGGAAGGUAUUUAGCGGGUAGUAUGAAUAAAAUGGCGAAGAAUGAUCAAGUUAGAAGAGGGGAAUUGAUCAGAUAUUCCCCCGAUGGGACAGUGGAGCGACUUUUGGAGAAUAUUGGUUUGUCCAACGGUAUUGGUUUUUCCCUUGAUCAUAAAACAAUGUAUUACAUAGAUUCCCAAGACCCAACAGUCGAUACCUUCUCUUACCCCUCUACAGGUCUCCCAACUGAUCGUAAACAAUUCAUCCAACCUCCUCCUCCCUCCUCCCCACCCAAAAGAGCCAUAUUCGACGGUAUGUGUCUAGACGGUAUUGGGAAUCUAUGGGUAGCAAGAUGGAACGAUGGUCGAAUCAUAGGUUACACACCAGAAGGUAAGAUCAUUUGUGAAAUUCAUACGAUCGGUAGUAAAAGUCCUACUAUAUGUUGUUUCGGUGGAAAAGAUUUAGAUAAGAUGUUUAUAGUCUCCGCUCAUACUAGUCGGAUCACACCUGAUCCUGUUCCAGAGGGAGAAAAGGAAGUUUCAAAGGAAGAUUUGCAGAACAUGUAUCCUCAUUCUGGUGAUGUCAUGAUGGUCGAUUUUGCCAUAGGGACGGAAAUCAGGAAGGUCUUAGGGGAGGGAUGGAAAGGUGCGGAGAGAUAUAGGUUUGCUGGUUGA